This is a messenger RNA of Dipodomys spectabilis (banner-tailed kangaroo rat), 1008 nucleotides long. Its product is annotated as olfactory receptor 2B6-like. The coding region runs from base 1 to 1008 and encodes 335 amino acids. NCBI's taxonomy places the organism in Eukaryota, Metazoa, Chordata, Mammalia, Rodentia, Heteromyidae. The record is from RefSeq and is a predicted model, not a curated record. Gene Ontology annotation, cellular component: membrane. Gene Ontology annotation, biological process: G protein-coupled receptor signaling pathway. Gene Ontology annotation, molecular function: olfactory receptor activity; G protein-coupled receptor activity. The transcript has a single exon.
AUGGCUCUCAUUAAUGAAAGUCACCCUGAGCAGUUCAUUCUACUAGGAUUCACUGACAGACCCUGGCUGGAGCUUCCUCUGUUCAUUGUUCUUCUGAUCACAUACCCCUUGGCCAUGAUGGGAAACAUCAUCAUCAUCCUGGUGUCCAGAUUAGAUUCCCGGCUCCACAGCCCCAUGUAUUUCUUCCUCAACAACCUCUCCUUUUUGGACAUGUGUUACACCACCAGCAUCGUCCCUCAGAUGCUGUUUAACCUGGGCAGCUCUAAGAAGACCAUCAGCUACGUGGGGUGUGUGGUUCAGCUUUAUUUCUUCAGCAUAAUGGGAGGCACAGAAUGUUUCCUCUUGGCUCUUAUGUCCUUUGAUCGCUAUGUGGCCAUCUGCAGACCUCUGCACUACUCCCUUAUCAUGAACCAGCGCCUCUGUAUUCUGUUAGUGUCCACUGUGUGGCUGUGUGGAGUGAUCAUAGCUGUCUCACAGGCCACUCUCACAUUACAGUUGCCCCUGUGUGGCACAAAUAUACUGGAUCACUUGUUAUGUGAGAUUCCGGUUCUGAUUAAGACUGCCUGUGGUGAGAAGAAAGCCAAUGAACUCACACUCUCUUUAGUAUGCACUCUUCUCUUAGCUGUUCCUCUGUGUUUAAUACUUGCCUCAUAUGCUAGCAUUGGACGUGCUAUACUGAAGAUUAAAUCUUCUGAAGGAAGGAAAAAGGCCUUUGGGACAUGCUCCUCUCAUCUCAUUGUAGUUUUCUUAUUUUAUGGUCCAGCCAUUAGCAUGUACAUUCAGCCUCCCUCCUCCAUCACAAGGGACCAGCCCAAGUUCAUGGCUCUCUUCUAUGGAGUGGUGACUCCUACCCUCAACCCCUUCAUCUACACCCUGAGGAAUAAGGAUGUGAAGGGGGCAAUAUGUAAGCUGGUGAGGAGCAUCUACCAUUCAAAGUGUAAGUUUGUAAACAUAAAUUCACAUUUUAUCACUCAGAUUUCUCUUAUAAAGUCCCUGUUCUUCUCUUAA